Molecule: messenger RNA, 1284 nt
Organism: Rattus rattus (black rat)
Lineage: Eukaryota; Metazoa; Chordata; Mammalia; Rodentia; Muridae
Gene: Penk
Product: proenkephalin
Exons: 3
Coding region: 156-965 (269 amino acids)
Biological process (GO): neuropeptide signaling pathway; chemical synaptic transmission; sensory perception
Cellular component (GO): dendrite; neuronal cell body; axon terminus
Molecular function (GO): opioid receptor binding
Source: RefSeq, a predicted model, not a curated record
GGCGCACAGAGCCCCGCAGCCCAGCGACGCUGCCGGGCGCCUCGUGGAGCUCCCCGACGCGGCCACCUCACACUUGCCUUCUUUAUUUCUCUUGCAGAGUGGCAUCUGCGAUCCGCUCUUCCAGCUACCUGCGCCAUCUGAACAACGGCAGCCCCAUGGCGCAGUUCCUGAGACUUUGCAUCUGGCUGCUAGCGCUUGGGUCCUGCCUCCUGGCUACAGUGCAGGCAGACUGCAGCCAGGACUGCGCUAAAUGCAGCUACCGCCUGGUACGUCCCGGCGACAUCAACUUCCUGGCAUGCACACUGGAAUGUGAAGGGCAGCUGCCUUCUUUCAAAAUCUGGGAGACCUGCAAGGAUCUCCUGCAGGUGUCCAAGCCCGAGUUCCCUUGGGAUAACAUCGACAUGUACAAAGACAGCAGCAAACAGGAUGAGAGUCACUUGCUCGCCAAGAAGUAUGGAGGGUUCAUGAAACGGUAUGGAGGCUUCAUGAAGAAGAUGGAUGAGCUUUAUCCCGUGGAGCCAGAAGAAGAGGCCAACGGAGGCGAGAUCCUUGCCAAGAGGUAUGGCGGUUUCAUGAAGAAGGAUGCAGAUGAGGGAGACACCUUGGCCAACUCCUCCGACCUGCUGAAAGAGCUACUGGGAACAGGAGACAACCGUGCGAAAGAUAGCCACCAACAGGAAAGCGCCAACAAUGAUGAAGACAACAUGAGCAAGAGGUAUGGGGGCUUCAUGAGAGGCCUCAAAAGAAGCCCCCAACUGGAAGACGAAGCAAAGGAGCUGCAGAAGCGCUAUGGGGGCUUCAUGAGGAGGGUCGGGCGCCCCGAGUGGUGGAUGGACUACCAGAAGAGAUACGGAGGCUUCCUGAAGCGCUUUGCUGAGUCUCUACCCUCGGAUGAAGAAGGCGAAAGUUACUCUAAGGAAGUUCCUGAGAUGGAGAAAAGAUACGGGGGCUUUAUGCGGUUUUGAAGCCCUUCCCAGCAGUGACCCCGGGCCCCCACUAGCCUGCUCCAUCCCCCGCGAGCAACUGCCCCAUCAGUGAUGUUUCCUGUCAUGUGCUGCUUGUGCUGUACAGUUGCCCUCGUGGUCUGGAUAACUACUGCCUGAAAGCUGUGAUUUUUAGGGGGCUGUCUGUGUUCUUUUGAGUCUUGAAGCUCGGUAUUGGUCUCUUGUGGCUGUGUUGUUAUCAUGCUGAAAUAGUCUGUUACCUCAUCCCUUCUGACAAAUCGUCAAUAAAUGCUUAUUUGUAUAUAAAAAUAAUAAACCCGUGAACCCAACUGCACAACGA